Molecule: messenger RNA, 1892 nt
Organism: Cuscuta campestris
Lineage: Eukaryota; Viridiplantae; Streptophyta; Magnoliopsida; Solanales; Convolvulaceae
Source: the annotation of a GenBank genome assembly
GCUCUCUGCAUUUCUUCUUCCUUGGAAUGAACUCUUAGUCGUCCCCUCUCUUCCCCCGUCGCCAUCUCCCUAACCAUACCGAUCACAACACAUCACCUUCCAUCGACCACCCCAACUUCCAUUUUUACCCAUCGAUGCGGUCUUCCACAAAACCACCCAUUUCUGGCAUCUCCUCGGUCCGGUAACAAUGGCGGAGAUUCAGACGGUAUCGCAAUCGCGGCGCUCCCACCGCUGGAUCUCCACCCACAAGACUCUCCUGUCCGCGAUUUGGAUCGGCGCCUUCUUCUUCUCCUCCGUCUUUCUCUGGCAGAAGGACGCAGCCGGCGGACUUUUCUCUCACAGGAGGUUUUUCCCGUCCCGAGAACCGCCCAGGCUCCGCCCGGUGACAUUUAAUUUGACGGAUUUCGGAGGGGUCGGGGAUGGGGUCACUGUCAAUACGGCGGCGUUUGAGAGCGCCGUCUUGGCAAUCUCGAAGCUCCGAAACAAGGGCGGCGGGCAGCUGAAUGUGCCUCCUGGGUUUUGGCUUACGGCUCCUUUCAACCUCACCAGCCAUAUGACUCUCUUCCUUGCCGAGGGUUCUGUUAUUCUUGGCCUUGAUGAUGAGAAGUACUGGCCACUGAUGCCCCCAUUGCCUUCAUAUGGACAUGGUAGGGAACACCCCGGACCACGCUAUGGCAGUCUAAUCCAUGGCCAGAAUCUCAAAGAUGUGGUAAUAACAGGUCAUAAUGGCACCAUAAGUGGGCAGGGCCAAAGGUGGUGGAGCAAGUAUCUGCAGAGACGCCUCAACCACACCAGAGGACCUCUUGUCCAGAUUAUGUGGUCUAGUGACAUUCUCAUCCACAAUGUCACGUUGCGCGAUUCUCCCUUUUGGACCCUUCAUCCGUUCGACUGCAAAAAUGUUACCAUCAGCGAUGUGACUAUUCUCGCUCCAAUGUUUAAGGCUCCCAACACUGAUGGCAUUGAUCCUGAUUCAUGUGAAGAUGUGUUGAUUGAAAACUGUUACAUAAGUGUGGGCGAUGACGCCAUUGCAAUAAAGAGUGGUUGGGAUCAGUAUGGUAUAGCUUAUGGACGCCCAUCCAAAAAUAUACUCGUAAGAAACGUAGUGGUUCAAUCCAUGGUCAGUGCAGGCAUAUCAAUAGGAAGUGAGAUGUCGGGUGGGGUAUCUAACGUGACCGUUGAGAACCUUCGUGUGUGGAACUCGAGGCGUGCGCUUAGGAUAAAGACAGCACCGGGAAGAGGAGGACACGUUCAACACAUAUCGUUUCACAAUGUGACGCUGGAAAAUGUUCGGGCGGGGAUUAUCAUCAAGACCGAUUACAACGAACAUCCAAACGGAGAGUUCAAUCCCAAAGCCAUGCCUGUUAUUAAGGACAUAAGUUACACGUCCAUACACGGGGAGGGAGUACGAGUCCCCGUCCGCAUUCACGGAAGCGAAGACAUUCCCGUGAGGAACGUAACUUUCCGUGACGUGUCGAUUGGGACAACUUAUAAGAAGAAACACAUAUUUCAGUGCUCUUUUGUUGAAGGACGCAUUAUAGGCACGAUCUUUCCUGCGCCUUGUCAGGAUCUUGAUUUCUACGACGAGCAAGGGCGACUGAUCAAACGUUCGGAUGCUCCCAAUACUUCAGACAUAGAUUAUGACCUUUGAAUUCGUAAAAAGAAAGGGCGAACUCCAUCCAAGGGUCCUUUACAGACAGUUACCUGAGAAGAGAGGUAAAUGAAGCUUUAAUCUCAAGUGCCCACACCUUUGAAUUUGUAGUAUGGAUAGGUGAUGGCACAUAUUCUAUCUCUCAUCAAUAUUUCCUCAUUUGUUUCUUGAUUUUCAUAGCUGAUCUUGCUUCUUUCUUGGCUUGUAUAUCUAUUGGUCACGGGGUUAGGCAAAUGGAAUCGAA